AUGGGACGUAUCCCUAAGAUCGUGAGAGAAAAAGCCAUAGAAGAACAUCAUCAACAGCAGCGACAACAACAGUACUCUUUAAAUGGAAAAAAUGCGAAAAAUAAUGAUCCUAAGCAGACCAAUAAAUCAGAAGACGACAGUUUAUUCAAUCAAUCAUUAAUAAACGCACAUGAAUCAUUAUCUGGGACAGUAUAUGACCAAUGCCAAAAUACCGCUUCUGACGUUCAAUUAUCAACGGACACUAUGCUACACUCUUAUCAAUUUGAACCGACAUUUCAAUCGAGUAACGCAUACUCAAAUUUAUUUGAAUCAACAUCAUCUCACAUGACCAGUGAAACAUUUUUAUCAGAUAAUUUUUGUAUUAAUGAAAAGAAUAAAAUUGAAAUGAAUCAUCAAAUUAAUUAUGUUCAACGAAUUGUUAAAUUAAAUACAUCGGCAUUAACAAACUAUAUGACAAAUUGUGAUGAACAUUUUUCAACAAAUGUUCCCGAACGAAUGAAAACUAUUGUAUCGAAACUAUUAAAACCAGAGUUAUUUACAGAAUUGAAUUAUGAAGAAUCAACAUUUAUACGUUAUUUAAGAUGGAAAAUGUUUGACUUAUGUUCAUCAUAUAAUAUACAAGAAUAUCCUGGUAAUAAUUCGUCGAUUGUAGAGAUUUGGGCUGGCCUCACAGAUGCCAUACCGUAUCAUGUUAAGAAUUUGAUCGCCUUUGCUAAAGAGAUGCCAGGUGUAACGGACUUGUGUUCACAAGAUUUUCAUAGAAUAAUGAAUAAUCGUUUAUUUGACUUUUGGCUGAUAAAACACGCCCCAUUAAUUCGAAAUAACGAAUCGUAUAUGAUGUUACCUAACGGUUUACAAUAUACACGAGCAUGGAUGAUUCAAAUUAUUGGCGAAGAAAUGGUAAAAACAAUGUUUGAAUUUGCAGAAAAGUUCAACCAUCUAAACUUAACACAAGAAGAACAUGCGUUGAUAUUUCCUGUUGUGAUUUGCACUAAUGAUAAAAGUCUGUAUGAUCAAGACACGGUUCGAAUUGUACAAUAUUGUUAUUUAUACACAUUAUUUGUUCAAAUGUGUACAACUAGAACAGAUCAUGAAUCGAAAAAUCUUUUUCACAAUUUAUCAGAAGUAGUAUUUGAUUUUUUACCAUUACUAAAUGAAUUACAGGAUAAAUUAGAUCAUAUUGGUCCACUUGUAUCAUUACCACAAAAACAAGAGUAUAUGUUUGGUGUAAAUUUGAUUGAAACAGCGAUUGGUAAAAAAUAG
Messenger RNA from Didymodactylos carnosus, 1263 nucleotides. NCBI's taxonomy places the organism in Eukaryota, Metazoa, Rotifera, Eurotatoria, Philodinida, Philodinidae. The record is from the annotation of a GenBank genome assembly.